GUCCCCUGCAUUGCUCCCUCCUCCUUAACUGAGCUUUAGGCCUUCUCGACAUCCCCUCUGUGGCUCUCUCAUUCCGUUUUCGCAGCCAUCGUUCCACCCUUCCUUAUUUCCCUCCCUCCAUUGCUUGCCGUAGCGGUGUCCACCAAGUUGCGGCAACUAUGAGGCCGCCAUUGACUAGAGGAGGCGGGGGCUUCAGAGGUGGUCGGGGCGAUGGCGGAGGUCGUGGUGGAGGCCGUGGCUUCGGAGGAGGCCGUGGGGGACGAGGUGGUGACAGAGGCGGACGAGGGAUGCGCGGAGGUGGCCGCGGUGCUCCUCGAGGAGGUCGUGGAGGAGGCCGUGGAGGAGGUCGUGGUGGUGGCAUGAAGGGAGGAGCCAAGGUUAUCAUCGAACCUCAUAGACACGCGGGUGUGUUCGUUGCAAAAGCCAAGGAGGAUGCGCUCGUGACGAAGAACCUCGUCCCCGGAGAGAGUGUUUAUGGAGAGAAGAGAAUAUCCGUCGACAAUGAGGAUGGAACCAAGACGGAGUACCGAGUGUGGAAUCCUUUCCGGUCGAAGCUCGCUGCGGCGAUAUUGGGUGGUGUGGACAACAUCUGGAUUAAGCCUGGAGCUCACGUGCUUUACCUUGGGGCUGCCUCUGGAACGACUGUGUCUCAUGUAUCUGAUGUUGUUGGGCCGUCCGGUAUUGUGUACGCCGUGGAAUUCUCUCACCGCAGUGGGCGUGAUCUUGUUAACAUGGCUAAGAAGCGUACUAAUGUUAUCCCCAUUAUCGAAGAUGCUAGGCAUCCGAUGAAGUACCGCAUGUUGGUCGGUAUGGUGGAUGUUAUUUUUGCUGAUGUAGCGCAGCCUGAUCAGGCCCGUAUCGUGGCAAUCAAUGCUCACAACUUUUUGAAGAAUGGUGGGCAUUUUGUUAUCUCAAUCAAGGCAAACUGUAUCGACUCAACGGUACCUGCUGAGGCUGUGUUUGCCGCGGAGGUGAAGAAAUUGCAAAAGGAACAAUUCAAGCCCGCUGAACAAGUCACACUCGAACCAUUCGAGCGUGAUCAUGCCUGUGUGGUUGGUACUUACCGUGCACCGAAGAAGGCCAAGCCUGCUGCCGGUUCAUAGUCGUUAGAUAGUACUGAUGCCGUCAGAGCUGACUUGUGCUCUGGAUGUGCACGUUGUUAUUGUUAUGAUAGUUGCGUUUAUGUUUUCUCAUCAUUAGGUUAGUAAAUGAAUGCUGCGCUGCAUAAUCAAAGCUCGAUAACUCGCAAGGAUCCUGGCCUACGAUGAGCUAGACCGUGCAGCAACUGAUGACCAGCUUUUAUCUAGAAAUCAGUAUCUUUUGACAGUAGGGUAGUGAGAGAUACAUGGGAUGUGGAUAUCUCCUGGAAUACCUAUGUUAGAUUUGAAGAAUACAAGGUUUACGAGGAAAAACUGCAUCAUCCAGAAGUUUUGUAGUUGAUUUGUACUCUGCAUUAAAGAAAUAUGCAAGUCAUUCCAUUUCAUGUACACUGCAGGAGCCUAUGUUAGUGAAUAACAAUGUUUUCCCUCACCCUCA
This is a messenger RNA of Physcomitrium patens, 1536 nucleotides long. RefSeq names its product rRNA 2'-O-methyltransferase fibrillarin 2. The record is from RefSeq and is a predicted model, not a curated record. NCBI's taxonomy places the organism in Eukaryota, Viridiplantae, Streptophyta, Bryopsida, Funariales, Funariaceae. Gene Ontology annotation, biological process: rRNA methylation; box C/D sno(s)RNA 3'-end processing. Gene Ontology annotation, molecular function: histone H2AQ104 methyltransferase activity; RNA binding; rRNA methyltransferase activity. Gene Ontology annotation, cellular component: nucleolus; small-subunit processome; box C/D methylation guide snoRNP complex.